GCGCAAAUGGCAGCUCACAAAUUCCUUACCACCAGCAGUCGUACAUCAUGGCGAAUUGCUCUUCCAUGCUCAUUAAUGAUGAAAGGUUUGGGUACUCGCCUAGGAUAAGGAACAUGAUCCGGCAUGGACAGUUUGAAAGAGCAGCUUGCAGAGAUCCACGGUCUGCUUCGAAUAGAUCCCGACAAUGACGACCUCAAGAAUCUUGCUGUAGAUCUCGAAAACCUCAUUGCGCUCCAAGACCAAACACUAGCUAACCCAGACAACGCAACCAGUAGUCAUGAUCCAGGCGCAGAACUAGGGUCUACUGGGUCGGCAGCAGUCGAGGACAAUGUGAGCUGAAAUAUCUCGUACUUUGCCAACGCAAGUCUAAGCAGAUCCUGAUGGCUCGAGAUUGGUUAUUCAAGACAAUAGACUUGACGCAGGAUCCGAACGAAUUCAACCUCAAAGAGGGCGGAAAGUGUUGCGUUCCCUUCAGCGUGGCAUCGGCCACCUAUUUCCUACCUGCUAUGGUUUUACGACUCGAUCGUGAGUCGGACGAAGCAACCGUUCUGAUACUAACGCCGUUGACAAGGGAAUCGCGCCCAUGUGACUGGUUUCUGGACGGGCGCUGCAAUGCGGACAAAUGCGGGCGAUCCCACGGGAUAAUUAUGUCGCUAGAGCAUUUGCUGCCCACAGAAGUCUUGAAUCAAGGCUCCAUCAAGGAAGGCGCCAAAGUUUUGGCACGAUAUCGGGAUGGAAUAUACUACAGAGCAAGCGUGGUCGCAAUGGAGGGUCCUGAUGGCCCGUUUUGGGUGAACUAUGAAGGUUAUGGGGACGAAAAGACCAAGCUCAAUGCAGAUGAGCUGGUCCCAGUUUCCGGAUUGGGUGUUGAAGACCAUCUCGAAAAUUCAGGCGAGAAUGGAUCGGAGGAGGAGUCCGAGUCUGAUGAGUGGACGUCAGACAGUCAAGAACAUGAUGAUGAUAACGAAGACGGACCAUCGGAUGAGACGAGAGUUACAUUCCACUACGGUGAUGGAGAGGCUAUGGGAACAUGGGAGGCUCAUACGAAAGGCAUUGGCGGCAAACUGCUUGCAAAAAUGGGUUAUAGAAUCGGCAAAGGUUUGGGCAAAGAAGGGGAAGGUCGACUGAGGCCCGUCGAAGCUGAAGUUCUUCCCGCUGGGAAAGGUCUUGGUGUUGUGGUUGAGAGAUCACAGCGGAAGCGGAAAAGGCCACGGGAACCGGGUGAUGCAAAGGGACGACACAAGCGGAAACACAAGGGAGGUCGUGAUGCCAAAUCAGGUCAAGAGUCAGAACAACAUACUCCUCCAGCGGACGUGUUUGACUUUCUCAACACGUCGCUUAACGAAAAAUCCACCAAAUCGUCAGCAUACAUUUCAAAGCCUGAACCCCAUACCAAGGCAAAACAGCCCGAUAAGCAAAAGCUCCAUGUGGACUUGAUCAACGUCCAGACAAAAGCUUCCCAGCUCGUAGCCGCCCUCUCUCGAGCUAAAGAAGCAUUGGCUCGCAAUAAAGGCGAUCCGAAGAUUGCUGCGUCGUAUCGGGCAAAAAUACACGACUUGGAGGGCACAUUACGAAGUGUGCAACAAAGCGAGGCAGCGAUUCAAAGACGGUUAAAUACAGAAAAACAGAAAAAGAAUAUGAUAAACUUUUAAAUCCAGGAUGUGAAUACGCAACUUCCAGCAUGUGCUGGUAAAAUAUUGUCCUCUGGUGCUGGGCAAUAACCAAUCCCA
Molecule: messenger RNA, 1730 nt
Organism: Spizellomyces punctatus DAOM BR117
Lineage: Eukaryota; Fungi; Chytridiomycota; Chytridiomycetes; Spizellomycetales; Spizellomycetaceae
Exons: 2
Coding region: 381-1652 (423 amino acids)
Biological process (GO): negative regulation of DNA-templated transcription; regulation of transcription by RNA polymerase II
Cellular component (GO): nucleus
Molecular function (GO): DNA-binding transcription factor activity, RNA polymerase II-specific; metal ion binding; RNA polymerase II cis-regulatory region sequence-specific DNA binding
Source: RefSeq, a predicted model, not a curated record